Messenger RNA from Solanum verrucosum, 491 nucleotides. Its product is annotated as putative RING-H2 finger protein ATL61. Bases 22 to 456 code for a protein of 144 amino acids. The transcript has a single exon. The record is from RefSeq and is a predicted model, not a curated record. Lineage: Eukaryota; Viridiplantae; Streptophyta; Magnoliopsida; Solanales; Solanaceae.
UAGUAGAUAAGAGAGAGAAACAUGAAUUUUCAUUUUGAGCCAUUAGCCACCUUUAUAGCUACCGCCAUCGCUAUUUUCUUAAUUUCCACUAUCAAAUUCCGUUGGUUCCGUCCCGACAAUUAUUUGCCGCCGCCGUUCAACGUCGUCGUCGAGGAAAUCAGUUACUGUUACUGUGCCGUGUGCCUCGAUGAGGUGAGCAGUGACGACAGGUGUCGACAACUGCCCAAGUGUGGCCACACAUUCCACGCGAUGUGCGUGGAUGUGUGGCUAGAGUGCAAUUGGACGUGUCCAAUCUGCAGAAGGCAAGUUACUGAUGAACUUCCGGAGAGACAAGGUCAAAACACCCUAUUUUCUUUUGUUGUUUCACGAUGUGAAGAAUUUAUGACUAAGAUUAAUACUCGUGCUGAAGAAUUCAUGACCGUUUUGUUCGACAGCGGUGUUUUAGGCCAUCUUUGAAUUUUUUAUUUGUUGUAAUUAAUUGUGUAUUCAUU